GCCAACAAGGGGCUGGAGAUAACGUGGUUGUAAUGCAUGUGUUUUAACGCGAGUAUGUGCCUUAGAUGAUUGAUGGUUCAGUGAAUGAAAUGGAUUAAAAAGACAGCAGCAGUGAACAUACAUUUGUAUUCUCUACCAGUGAUGAUGAAGCAGAUGGACCUCCUGAUAGACAUCAAUGAGUGCUUGAGAGAUUCUCCAAAGUUUAGGCAAAGUUUACUUGAGAAUGAAAAGAACAUAGAACAUCUUGAGGGUCGUCUAGAAAAAGCUGUCAAGAACUGUGGAAUCAUGGUGGAAAGUGGUCGCCAGUUUGCCACCUCUCAAAACCAUCUGCUGGUCUCGCUGUGGGAUGUGGCCGGCCACUUCAAGGAGCCGGCCAUAUCAGCUAGCUUCCACCAGCUGCUGCACGCGCUGGCCGAGUUCCAGAAGUACCAGGGCCACCUGGUGGACCAGGCUGCGCGCAUCAUCAGCCGCAAUCUGGGCACCAUGCUCAAGACGGACAUCCGCCAGCUGAAAGAGACGCGCCAGAGCUUCGAGCACAUCUCAGGCGACUUGGACACGGCGCUGACGCGGUACGCCCAGGCGCCCAAAGGACGCCCGCAGGAGCUGGAGGAGACGGCCAACCUGGUGCAGGCGCACCGCACCUGCUUCCGUCACACGGCUCUCGACUAUCUGCGUGCCGUCUCGCUGCUCCAGUCCCGCAAACAGCACGAGGUGCUGGACACGAUGCGGAGCUAUCUGCAGGCCCAGGUGACGUUCUCGCACCAGUGCCACGACCUCUGCCAGGACCUGGAGCCGCAGCUGAAGGAGAUCAGCAGUCAGAUAGACGGGCUGCGCGCCGGCACGGACGUGUUGGAGCAUCAGCUGGAGGGCGUGCACUCGCACGUGACGCACGAAGACGUGCUGCAGUCGCAGCGGCCCAGCCCGGCCGACACAGGCGUCUUCAUGGAGGGCUACCUCUUCAAGCGCACCACCAACGCCUUCAAGACGUGGAACCGGCGCUGGUUCACGCUGGAGAACCACCAGCUCAAGUACCGGCGGCGCACAGGCGACGAGCUGACCAUGAUGGAGGAGGACCUGCGGCUGUGCACGGUCAAGCCGGUGCACGAGCUCGACCGGCGACACUGCUUCGAGGUCGUCUCCCCGCUCAAGAGCCACGUGAUGCAGGCCGACUCCGAGCCCAGCUACAAGCUCUGGGUGGAGGCGCUCCAGGCCGGCAUCGGCGCCGCGUUCGACCGGCCGACGCUGCGCUCGCCGACGCGGCUGACCGACGGCGGCCCGGCCUCGUCGCCGGCGCCGGCGCCCGUUGUGACGCGCCGCGCCAACGUGCUGGAGCAGGUGCGCCGCGUGGCCGGCAACGAGCGGUGCUGCGACUGCGGCCGGGCUGAACCGACCUGGGCCAGCAUCAACCUGGGCGUCACGCUCUGCAUCGAGUGUUCGGGCAUCCACCGCAGCCUGGGCGUGCAAGUGAGCAAGAUCCGCUCGCUGACGCUGGACGCCUGGGAGCCGGAGAUCCUGCGCGUGAUGGCCGAGCUCGGCAACGCCGUCGUCAACGGCGUGUACGAGGCGUGCCCCGACCCGGCGUGGCAGCGGCCGGACGCCGACACCGAGAGGAGUGCGCGCGAGGCGUGGAUCCGAGCCAAGUACGCCGAGUGCCGUUUCGUGCGUCGGCUGCCGGGUGCGCCGGGCUCGGGGCCGCCGCCGCUCGACGAUAGCGACGAGUCGACGGCCGGCGAGGACGACGCGACGCUCGACCCGGAGGCCAUGUGUGACCUGAAUCCGGACAUGCUGCUGUGGAAGGCGGCGGCGGCGCACAACCUGCCGGUCAUCUGCAGCGCGCUGGCGCUGCGGGCCGACCCCUGCUGGCCCAACAGUGACCGCGCCGGCCGCACGCCCCUCCACGCGGCCGUCACCAGCGGCUCUGUGAUGGCGUGCCAGCACCUGCUACUGAACGGCAGCCGGCCGGACCUGCAGGACGCCGAUGGACUGACGCCGCUCCACCUGGCCGUGGCCAACGACAACAUGGGCCAGGUGUGUGUUCUGCUGAAGCACAAGGCGAACCAGCGGAUCCGGGACGGUCGGGGGCGCGACCCGCUGGGGAUCGCCGUCGAGAACGCCAACGCCGACAUCGUCACGCUACUGCGCGUCGGCCUGCUGAACGAGGAGAUGCGCGACGCGGACGUGGGCAACGGCGACGACGAUACGUUCCACCAGGUGGUCAAGGACUUCUCGCGCAUGGCGCACGACGCGCCGGAGAAACUGAGUCGUCGCUCGGGCCACGAGCAGGGCGAGCCGCAGCCGUAGCCGGCCGGGCCGACCGGCUCGGCCCUCCUGUGAUCCCGCACCAAACGGCGGCGCUCCGGGCGCCGCGCUGAAGAGAUCUGCCCGCCGCUACGGCGUCGACCGGCGGCUGUGUUGUGUAGAGUAGCCCGGCCCUGGCCGGCUCCAGGAGACCGCGUGAGAGGUGGCUAGGCCGCCUCACGGCGAGCGGCUCGUGGGACGGCCACUGACCCUCAUGUCCCGGUUUGCGGUCUGCUGAACCGUCUCAGGGCCGGUCCGUAGGGUAAAGAGCAGGCCUAUUUAUAUAGCACCGGUUGCUGGUAUAUAUGCCGGCACGUACACUAAUCGUGCCUUUCUAUAAUGCUUCAGCGAUAUAAGUAUAUGUAUAACGCUGGAUGGGAUUAUGAGCUUGGUGCUCCGAUUCGUUUGGGUUGUUUUUUUGGCGGGGGGAGGGUGCUGCAAAGGUAAUAUGUGGCAAGACUACGCACCAUAUCGCGCCGGCUGGCGUACCUGUUUGUGAGACAAGAGAUAAUGGCGACCUAGCAUAGCUCACUCCGCAAGCUUGUGCCUGACUAUGUUCCUCGGUUAUAUAUCGUUUGGUCUCACGCACGGACUAGCGCUCUGCUGUCGACGCUGAGCAGCCGCCUGCUGCCCUCCAAAUGCUCUCGGACGUGGUUGCCUGUCGCACGGUUCGGCGGCGCGUUGCUUCGUCUUACGCCUUGACGCGAAUGUUCUCAACCGAAUGCUUGUGCGCUGCCCGCGCGCGCGCGCGCGCGCCUUCCGCCUUCGCCCGCCCCUGCUGAGCUGUGUCGACUGCGCGCGGCCAGGUUGUGACUGUGUACGUGGAACGGUACUUAGGUGUCGGCCGGUGUUUUUUUUUUUAGCCCGGCUGGACCAAAUGAGCCUGGCGUCCAGCGCCCAAUGUCAAUGCGCAUCCCCGCGGACCAUGACUUCCCAUAUGCAUGUAACCCAGAUCAAUAUACGCGU
This is a messenger RNA of Pollicipes pollicipes, 3264 nucleotides long. RefSeq names its product arf-GAP with coiled-coil, ANK repeat and PH domain-containing protein 3. The record is from RefSeq and is a predicted model, not a curated record. Gene Ontology annotation, molecular function: protein binding; GTPase activator activity. The transcript is spliced from 17 exons. The coding region runs from base 85 to 2301 and encodes 738 amino acids. Gene Ontology annotation, cellular component: cytoplasm. Lineage: Eukaryota; Metazoa; Arthropoda; Thecostraca; Pollicipedomorpha; Pollicipedidae.